Messenger RNA from Moesziomyces aphidis, 4326 nucleotides. Lineage: Eukaryota; Fungi; Basidiomycota; Ustilaginomycetes; Ustilaginales; Ustilaginaceae. The record is from the annotation of a GenBank genome assembly.
AUGGCGCAAAGUAGGCCGACUUUAGCGCCGUUCUGCUUAGCGGCCAUCAUCGACACGACGCAGCCGACCAUCGAGCUCCGAGAUUGCAGCGUGCAGCUCGACACUACCACCACGUCCUCCUCAACGUUGCAGGCAUGGUGCCAGGGUCUCAGUCACCUCCUCGCAGCCUCCUUGCAACCUCCUCGCAAAGCAGGAGGGGACGCGAGCCAGCUCCCACCAACCUGGCGACGCAUCACCAUGGCCGAGCAGUCGUCGCCUGCCAGCGAGAGGAUCACCGUCACCUUUGCGGCUUCCCAGCCGCUCUUGGCCGCUCCUCUCGCGCCGCACUUCAUCAACCUGCUUCAACAGCAGCUGCCGCUGCGCAACCUGCAUUGGCGUCCGAGUCAAUCUACGCUCGAUGCCGUCGCAGCCAGGGCAGCCCAGCAGGGCAAGCCUGCCCAGGCGUCGUCUUCGCUCGCGCCCGGAUCGACCAUUCGCACCAUCCAGACGCUCGACGUGGCCCUAAAACCACUCACCGACGAGAUUCGCAGAUGGAGAGGCGAUCCAGGCUACUUUGAGCAGCCCGGUGGCGCCGGCUUGCUCGACCGUCCGUUUGUGCAUCUCUACCUCGUGGUGUGCGAGGACAGCGAGCACUACCGCACCACAGUGCGCAACGAGAUCCGCUCCUGGAUCAGCAGCCUCUCCUUCUUUCACGCCAGACAGCCAGGUGUCGGCGCCAACAAUCCGGCUCCGGGCACGCCCACGCUCGCAUCCUCCUCGCGCACCUCGCUCGGCCUGGGCUCCUUGCGAUCCGCAACGCCGCCCGUGCGCUCCGACACGCCGCCCGCGACGGCAUCGGGCCCACAGACUCCCACCACCUCGGCUGCGGCGUCCAAAGCCACGCUGCCUGCGUCCAUAUCGAUCGUGCCGACGGAGCCCGAGUACCUGAUCGUGCUCAUCACGCCGCCCGAGGGCGCCGGCAUCUCGGGCCUCGCCAACGCCACGCCCGCCGCCGAGGCAAAGACCGGCAUGGGCCGCUUCAUGAACAAGUCCAAGGCCAAUGUGCUCGAAAAGGCGCGCGCCGACUUUAGCACCUCCAAAAAGGAGCACGUCGUGCACAUCUCGCGGCUGCCACCCGUGCCUGCCGUGCCGCUCACCCGGUCCGGCCUGCACUCGAUGGACCCCACCAUCUGGGCCGAGCUGCUCACCAAGAUGCGCGAGGCCGCCUCCGCCACCUUCACCACCACCAUCGAGGCGCAGGAGCACGAGAUCGCACGCUGCGGCGUCACAAAGGGUCAGCAGGGCUGGGACUUUUGCAGCUACUUUCUCGCCAAGGACUCGCUGGCGCGCACGCUCGAUGCCGUCGGCCUCAAGGACGACGCCGUGGGCCAAUAUGAGGAUCUGGAGAUCGUCUUUGCCCAGGCCAUGCAGACGGGCGCCGUCGCAUUCGCACCCAUCGGAGGCGACGACGCCAACGACGAUUCGCUCCCGCUGCUCGACGUGCACAAGAAGCCGUAUGCAGAGCUCAUCCGGCGCAACGAAAUCUCGCUCUUUGACUUUCGCUGCUACCUCUUUGCGCGCAAGUCGGCGCUGCUCGGAAAGAUGGGCAGGGUGGCGGCGGUGAUGCGCGAGGCGCCGCUCUUUAUCGCCGCAGUCGGUCGCAUGCUGCGCCGCAAUCCCAGACUCGGCAGCGAGUGGAUCGAGUCGUGGAUCUUCUCGGCCGCGCUCGAUGUCGUCGAGCAGUGCCAGGCCUGGCUGAUACAGCGCAGCGCCGCCACGUCCGACCAGGGCGUGGACCAGCUCACGCCCGCGUUCCAGUCCAACAAGUCCGAGCUGCUCGACCUCGCACGUCGCCAACUCGACCGCAUCGGCAUCCAAGCCGGCCAUCUGCCCGAACUCGACCCCUUUGUCUGCCCCUCCGACAGCGGCGCUACGGACACGGCGAGGAAUCGAGAUCUGCCUGCGCUUCCAGACGACGCAUCCGGCGAGGGUGCUGCGGGGCUGGGCCCAGCGCUGCAGCUCGACGAGAAGCGCAUGCCGUCGCGGCCGGAGCUCAAGCAGGCCAUCGAGUCGCGCGAGCACUUUGACUCACACUACCUUGCGCUGUGCGAGCGCAUCGCCGCCGGCUGGAAAGCCGCAUCGCGCCACCGCGACACGCUGCACGUGCGUCUCGUCAUGGCCAUGCUGCGCUACCUGCGCGCCGACUACGCUGCAGCCCACACGAGCCUGUGCACCAUCAGCGAUGCCUACGCCACGGCGAGGUUCAGCCUGCUCGAGGCGCAUGCGCUGGCUCUGCAGCUCGAGUGCCACGCCCAACUCGGCCUGCCCAGAGACCGCGCGUGGGUGGCAGCGGCGUUGGCGGUGCUGCGCGCCAGUGUCCAGACGCGCGCCCGCGCACAGAUCGCCGGGACGGAGGCGGCAAAGUGGACCGACCCGGCGUAUGUGUGCGACGAGCUGCGGCGCGCGUCGUCGGCAAUGGAACGCGAGAUCCCCGUCAGCGGAUUCCCUCUGUUUGCCAUCGUGGUGCCAAGCGGUACGGCACAGCUGGUGGAGAGCGAGGACGGAUCGGUGGUCACGGUGGAUGUAACGUCGAUGCUGCCGUGCGCACAGCUGGUGCAAGACGUGCGCAUGUGUGUGGUCGGCAAGCACGCCGAGUCGCUCUGGUACACUUCGGGCAGCACGACUCUGCAGCCGGGGAGGAACCGGGUGGAGCUGUUCAACGCGCAUCCGGCGCAUGGCGUGUAUACGGUGGAUGUGACACAGAUCCGCCUCGCCCGGCUCAUCUUUCAGUACGACGCGGCGGCGGCUGUGCCGACGGUGGUGCGCGUGCCCAAGGACGGCGCAGCGCCCAGUGUGGCCUUGUCGCUGCCGAGGAGGAUCCACCUGGACCGGACGCGCGAGGUGCAAGUCACAGUCUGCGCGGGACGCCACCGUAUCGACAGCGUCGAGAUGCGCGUGGGUGCUGCCGACGGCACUGCGCUCGUCGAUUAUUCUUCGGUCGUGGCGCAAAGCGAGGCACCGGCCACUGAGGCUGCGGCGGACUGUGUGUCGCUGACCACGCUGCGUUCGGACGAGGAGGUACGCUUUACCGUCCCACUGUUGCAUGUGCCCGAGUCGGGGGUUCUGGACGCUGUAGUGACGCUGUCGUACAUCAGCGCCGCGGGCGAGAGAGCUUUGGGCAAGAAGCGCGUGCUGACGACGCGGGUGCAGCUGCGCACCGCUCUGCCACUGGGCGUGAAUGUGCAGGACUUUUUCCGCACCGCCUCGCUGCUGUCCAAGUUCACCAUCUCGGCCGCAGGCGCCGGCAGCAUCCGGCUGCAGCCUGUUCGGCUCGACCACGAUGGCGACGCAGCAGGCACGCUCGAGAUCACCGCGUGCGGGUCGGCGCGUCAGGCAACCGUGACGCCACGUCAGCCAGCAACAUACCUCUUUCGCAUGGUCAACACCGCCCGCCCCGCAGAGAGGGGGAGGUUACGGCUCACGGUCAACUACCGGUCGCUACACGAGGAGGCUGUUUCGCUAGCCGUUGGUGCGCUGCAGACACAGAGUUGGGGGAUGGAGGCGACGCGGUUGGUGCAGCAGGCGCUGCGGGUGUACGUCGGCGAGCGCGUGGAUCUGCCUGCGUUUUCCAUCACCGGCGGUGUGAGGACUGGCGAGGUGGAUGCAGCGUGGUGGCGCACCGAAUGGCGCACGUGGGGCCAAGCGCCUGCAUCGUUUGCCGAUGUGCUCGCCACGGUCACUAGGGCGCUCGACGCAGUAGCCUCGGCUGCACGCGAUGGCGAUGUAGACGACACGUGGCAGACGCUUACCAUCCCCGUCGACGUACCCAGCGUCGAGUACGUCAACGCCGUCACGCUGAAUGUGGGCGCACCGCUGAGCGACGACACUGCCCUAGUCGUGGGUCAGCCGGUGCAGUUGACCGUAGCUAUCACAGUAUCGCGCCAGUGGGCUACGAGUGCGGAGGCUGCAAAGAUGAUCUGGGAUGUGGUGCCGGACUUUGAAACGUGGCUAGUGGAUGGGCAGAAGCGAGGCAGCUUCGCCAUUGCAGCAUCAGAGCAAGAGGCGAGUGUAACACUCACGCUCACGGCGGUGCCGCUGCGGACGGGAGCCGUGGCUCUGCCGCAUGUGGUCGUGCAUCCACUCCUACCAGAACACCAGCAGGCGUCGUGCGAAACAUACAUCACCAAUGCUGCCCAGCGCAUCACGGUCCUCCCUGCCCCCACCACCACCGCCUUCUUCCUCCCCACAUCGUCACCAGUGCCAAACACAGUCUCCCAGCCGGCUUCGUACGAAUCGGCCAUGUGGCUACCGUAUCAAGCCGCGCAGCCAUCGCACGCGCGCGCCUAG